AUGUUUCUAACAAAAGUGCUUUUGGUGUUUUGUGCGUUGAAACUGGCGAACCAUCAGCCGCUUAACUGCACCCACGUUGAUCUUAAAGGUUUGCACUAUGAGCUACUACUGACCCACCUUAUCGAGAUGGAGUCACGGCUCCAAACAACCCUGCAGGAGAUCGCCCAAAACCAAUCCCGCCAACUGGAGGAGCUAAAGCUUCGUGCAAGUGCGUGUGGUUCACCUUCAUUAGCUUUAGAAACCACGGGACGAAUCAGUACACUCCUGCCUGGACGUAAGCAGAUACAAUUCCAUCGCGAAACAAUUUCUGGCAUCGGCAGUGAUCGAACCGUUGAUGGUGAAUGGGUCCUAUUCCAAUGGCGAUUUAAUGGGUCGCUGCUAUUUAACCGUAACUGGAGGGAGUAUCGUGCCGGUUUCGGCGAUACCGACGGCGAGCAUUGGCUUGGUUUAGAAAACCUACACCAAAUUCUAGCAACAGGACGCAACGAGUUGUUGAUUGUAAUGGAAAACUUUCAAGGCAGUACGGUGUACGCCCACUACGACAUGUUUAGCAUCGGAACCGAGCUGGAACGUUAUGCGAUCAAAACGAUUGGCAAAUACCGUGGCACAGCUGGAGACUCACUGUCAUUUCACAUCGGAUCCAAAUUUACUACCUACGAUCAGGACAACGAUGUACAUGCAUCGAACUGUGCCACCCUAUACAAUGGUGGCUGGUGGUUCAAAGACUGCUACUCGUGUUUCCUCAACGGAGAUUACAUUCCAACACCACAAAACCAAAACGUAGAAAAAGGAUUGAUUUGGGUUUCUUUUACCGGACCAUUUAGCUCACUGAAGUCUUCCAAAAUGAUGGUUCGGCAACGAAGUUCUUAA
Messenger RNA from Anopheles moucheti, 870 nucleotides. Its product is annotated as microfibril-associated glycoprotein 4-like. NCBI's taxonomy places the organism in Eukaryota, Metazoa, Arthropoda, Insecta, Diptera, Culicidae. The transcript is spliced from 2 exons. Bases 1 to 870 code for a protein of 289 amino acids. The record is from RefSeq and is a predicted model, not a curated record.